This is a messenger RNA of Odobenus rosmarus divergens (Pacific walrus), 3110 nucleotides long. It is a transcript of the gene ARHGAP42, whose product is annotated as Rho GTPase activating protein 42. NCBI's taxonomy places the organism in Eukaryota, Metazoa, Chordata, Mammalia, Carnivora, Odobenidae. Gene Ontology annotation, biological process: signal transduction. The record is from RefSeq and is a predicted model, not a curated record. Gene Ontology annotation, cellular component: cytoplasm. The transcript is spliced from 24 exons. The coding region runs from base 1 to 2625 and encodes 874 amino acids. Gene Ontology annotation, molecular function: protein binding; GTPase activator activity.
AUGGGGCUGCCUACUCUGGAGUUCAGCGAUUCCUACUUGGACAGCCCGGAUUUUAGGGAGCGCCUGCAGUGUCACGAGAUUGAACUGGAGCGAACCAACAAGUUCAUCAAAGAGCUCAUUAAGGACGGCUCUCUGCUCAUUGGGGCGCUGAGGAAUCUGUCUAUGGCAGUACAGAAAUUUUCCCAGUCACUGCAGGAUUUCCAAUUUGAAUGUAUUGGUGAUGCUGAAACAGAUGAUGAAAUUAGUAUUGCUCAGUCACUAAAGGAAUUUGCAAGAUUACUCAUUGCAGUAGAAGAAGAAAGGAGGAGACUGAUUCAAAACGCUAAUGAUGUAUUAAUUGCUCCACUUGAGAAAUUUCGCAAAGAACAGAUAGGUGCAGCAAAAGAUGGAAAGAAGAAGUUUGACAAGGAGAGUGAAAAGUACUAUUCUAUUCUUGAUAAACAUUUAAAUUUGUCUGCAAAGAAAAAGGAAUCUCAUUUGCAAGAGGCAGAUACACAGAUUGACCGAGAACAUCAGAAUUUUUAUGAAGCAUCACUAGAAUAUGUCUUUAAAAUUCAAGAGGUUCAAGAAAAAAAGAAGUUUGAAUUUGUUGAGCCGCUUUUGUCAUUCCUUCAGGGUUUAUUUACUUUCUACCAUGAGGGAUAUGAACUCGCCCAGGAAUUUGCACCAUAUAAGCAACAGCUUCAGUUCAACUUGCAGAACACAAGGAAUAAUUUUGAAAGUACUCGACAAGAGGUAGAGCGGUUGAUGCAAAGAAUGAAAUCUGCCAACCAAGAUUACAGACCACCCAGCCAGUGGACAAUGGAAGGCUACCUUUAUGUCCAGGAGAAACGACCACUUGGUUUUACAUGGAUUAAACAUUAUUGUACAUAUGAUAAGGGAAGUAAAACAUUUACAAUGAGUGUUUCAGAAAUGAAAUCCAGUGGGAAAAUGAAUGGCCUUGUUACUGGUUCACCAGAAAUGUUUAAAUUGAAAUCUUGUAUCCGACGAAAGACAGAUUCAAUUGACAAACGAUUCUGCUUUGACAUAGAAGUAGUUGAAAGACAUGGAAUCAUCACAUUGCAGGCAUUCUCAGAAGCUAAUCGGAAACUCUGGCUUGAAGCCAUGGAUGGUAAAGAACCGAUUUACACCCUGCCUGCCAUUAUUAGCAAGAAAGAAGAAAUGUACUUAAAUGAAGCAGGGUUCAACUUUGUGAGAAAAUGCAUUCAAGCUGUGGAAACAAGAGGCAUCACUAUUUUAGGCCUCUACCGAAUAGGAGGAGUAAACUCCAAAGUUCAGAAACUCAUGAACACAACAUUUUCUCCAAAAUCCCCUCCUGAUAUUGACAUUGAUAUUGAAUUGUGGGAUAAUAAGACAAUAACAAGUGGACUGAAAAACUACCUCAGAUGUCUUGCAGAACCACUGAUGACUUACAAGUUACACAAAGAUUUUAUUGUUGCAGUUAAAUCUGAUGACCAAAACUACCGGGUGGAGGCUGUACAUGCAUUGGUGCACAAAUUGCCAGAAAAAAACAGAGAGAUGCUGGACAUCUUAAUAAAGCACCUCGUCAAAGUGUCACUACACAGCCAACAAAAUCUCAUGACUGUCUCAAACCUUGGUGUCAUAUUUGGCCCAACUCUAAUGAGAGCACAAGAAGAAACUGUGGCUGCCAUGAUGAAUAUUAAAUUUCAGAAUAUUGUGGUUGAAAUUCUGAUUGAGCACUAUGAAAAGAUUUUCCAUACUGCCCCAGACCCAAGCAUUCCUCUUCCUCAGCCUCAGUCUCGAUCUGGAUCCCGAAGGACACGAGCAAUCUGCCUCUCCACAGGUUCCCGGAAGCCUAGAGGGAGGUAUACACCGUGCUUGGCAGAACCUGAUAGUGACUCUUACAGUAGCAGUCCAGACAGCACACCCAUGGGGAGCAUUGAGUCACUCUCCUCUCACUCCUCUGAGCAAAACAGCACAACCAAGUCGGCUUCCUGCCAGCCCAGGGAGAAAUCUGGAGGGAUUCCUUGGAUUGCAUCCCCAUCACCUUCCAAUGGACAGAAAAGUCUUGGACUCUGGACAACUAGUCCUGAAUCAAGUUCUAAAGAGGAUGCAACCAAAACGGAUGCAGAAUCAGAUUGCCAGAGUGUUGCCUCGGUCACCAGCCCAGGGGAUGUUUCCCCACCCAUAGACCUGGUCAAGAAAGGGCCGUAUGGGCUUUCAGGACUGAAAAGAGCCUCAGCUUCCUCUCUCAGAUCCAUCUCUGCAGCUGAAGGAAGCAAGAGCUACAGUGGAUCCAUUCAAAGCUUAACUUCUAUAGGUUCCAAAGAGAUGCCCAAAGCCCCACCACACCCAGACCUGCCUCCAAAAAUGUGCAGGAGAUUAAGGCUAGACACUGCCUCAAGCAAUGGCUACCAGCGACCUGGAUCUGUUGUGGCAGCAAAAGCCCAACUGUUUGAAAAUGUUGGUUCACUUAAGCUGGUUUCUUUUGGGCGCCAAGCCAAAGCCAUGUACUCUUGUAAAGCAGAGCACAGCCAUGAGCUUUCCUUCCCACAGGGGGCGAUAUUUUCUAAUGUGUACCCAUCAGUGGAACCAGGAUGGUUGAAAGCAACUUACGAAGGCAAAACAGGACUAGUUCCAGAAAAUUAUGUUGUCUUCUUCUAAUACUGUUUAGUGGAUGGCAGUAUCUUCAUGGUAUCCAUGGUAACAAUAAUAAGUGCUAUGAUUUUAUCUGACACAGAUAUGGGAAUCAGCCCACUAAAUGAAAAGUAAAUUUCUGUUAAGUUUCUACACCAGCAGACUUAUGUAGCUCCCUAUAAAUGGAAAAGAAAAAAAAAUGCUUAAAUUGCUUGCCAUACCAUUCUUUUUAUUUUUUCCCUCUUGACUGGUUUCUUAUUUUAAAAUCUUUCUUCCCCUAUGCUUUCUGAUAAGUAACUCUGCACAUUGUCUCUUCCAUAACAAUUGUAGAAUCUCAAAUACUGUGUUAAGUACUAUAUCCCAGAAAUUUGGAAACUAGAAAUUUGCUAUAAGGAUUUUUAGAUAUGUCCUUUACUGUCUGGCAUUCUCUGAGGAACAUUGAAAUCAUUACUUAAAAAUGUAAUUUAAAUUGUUCAUUUAUAUUUUUUCUUAAGAAUUUACUUCUUUUAUAU